AUGUCGGUAGCGGAAAAGGCCAAACCGGUGCCAAAAUGGAACAAACCUUUCAUCCUUCAACUGAUUCAUUGGUGCCUGUGGGGGGUAGCCAGGGUCAUCCUGGCCAACAACCCCAUGAGUGGGGCUCUGAUCCUGGGGGCACUGGUCUGGGCCUCCCCCUGGCAGGCCAUGCUGGGGACCAUUGGUCUUCUGGCCUCUACGCUCACUGCUGUCAUCAUUGGACAGGACAAUGAGGCAGUAUCUGGAGGUCUGCAUGGGUUUAAUGGUAUGCUGGUGGCUCUGCUAAUGGGUGUGUUCAGCUCUGCAGGGGACUGGUAUUGGUGGCUACUACUGCCUGUCUGUCUUCGGAGAGCUACCUGUACAUUCCUCUACAGUGGCCUGUCCCCCCUGUUGGAUCAAUGGGAUUUGCCUGUCAGUGUAUUCCCCUUUAACACAGUCCUCCUGCUCUACCUGGCCUGUACUGGCCCCUGUAACCCCUACUACCCUCACCACUCUGUCAUGCCACCAGGGGCAAUGGAGAGCAACGCCAGCCAGCUCAGUGUCACUCCGCUUCUGCAGGGGGUGCCAUUGGGUGUGGGCCAGAUCGUUGCCUGUGAGGCCCUAGGCCCCUCUCUCAUGAUCCUGGGUGCAACGUUGCUCUACUCACCUCUACUGGGGACACAUGCUCUACUGGGCUCUGGGGCUGGUACCCUCGCUGGUCUAACAGUUUCAGUACGUCAUGGGGUACUAUACUCUGGGAUGUCAGGAUUUAAUGGAGCAUUGGGUUGCAUGGCCAUUGGAGGACUGUUCUUUACCUUCAGCUAGAGGACACACCUCUUCUCCAUCGCCAGCGCCUUCCUGUCUGCUUACGGUGACAUUGCCCUCGGCAAUAUCCUUGAAACAGUGGGCCUCCCAGCAUCCAACUGGGCAGCAACUGUGACCAUCAUUAUAAUGCUGCUAUUAACAGGGCAGAGCCUGUCAGUGUACCGCAUCCCUAGUAGUCGAGUCAGAGCUCCGGAGCAGAAUAUCCGCUGUCAUAGCCAAUGGGUUGCUGGAGAGACUUCAGACAGCACUGACGUUUAGAC
Molecule: messenger RNA, 1064 nt
Organism: Esox lucius (northern pike)
Lineage: Eukaryota; Metazoa; Chordata; Actinopteri; Esociformes; Esocidae
Product: urea transporter 1
Biological process (GO): urea transmembrane transport
Cellular component (GO): membrane
Molecular function (GO): urea transmembrane transporter activity
Source: RefSeq, a predicted model, not a curated record